AUGAAAAAGAGAAACUGGGGGAAGAGGGCUUGUAACAGAAUUGAGAAAGCUAUUCCUCUGACGCAACAGAAAGUCCAAACCAACUCUGUGGAUGGGGGUGAGGGACCACAGAGCCCGCGCUUUGAGAGCCGCGGGCGGAGCAAGGCCCGCACUGCCGUCCGCGCUCGCGGGCGCGUGGGCUGGCUCCGUGACUGUCUGUCGAGUCGAUGCGUGUCUAUGAAACCCACCGCCUCCGCUGCCGCACAGGCGGCCCCGCUCGCCGCAGUGGGCAGUGCCAGCCCCGCCUCGAGCCCCUCUGAGCCACGCUGA
This is a messenger RNA of Rangifer tarandus platyrhynchus (Svalbard reindeer), 309 nucleotides long. Lineage: Eukaryota; Metazoa; Chordata; Mammalia; Artiodactyla; Cervidae. The record is from the annotation of a GenBank genome assembly.